GCAUCGCGAAGGCUCUGUCUUUGAAGCGGCUGGUCCGUACGGUUGUCCUGGUUCUUACAAGUCGGCCUUUCAACAGCAUACACUGGCCCAUCAGGCGUACUCACAACUCGUUCGUAUUUCACCAUGUGCGGCCCAGAUACCUGUACCAAGCCCCGAGGCGGCGCUUUGGCCGUUCUCAACCAACCUUGCAGCCAGCACAGCCCGACAACACCGAAACAGCGACUUCGCGGAGAUCUCGCUUUUCACACGCCAGGUCAACCGGGAUGCUCUUUCGCGACGCAUGCGAGAAUCACAGGCGGCGAAGGUUGCGAUCUGCACUCGUUGUCCGAAAUGGUAGUCGUGAUACAUCAGUCCGGCGACCUCACUCGUAGACUUGAAGAUUGCGGCUUGUUUGAACGCUUCGCCUUCUCCGGUGCCUCCAUUCUAGAGAACGGUUCUAUACUGGAGUUAGCGUUGGAAAGACCAGUCUCGCUAGAAGUCGGUGAUGAUGGCAUCAUUGGCCGCAGAGUUUCUGUCUUUCCAGGGACAGGAAUGGAUCACGCAUGCGCUGAGGGCAUCGUUGGCUUCAACUUUGUCAACGCAUUGUGAAAGGAGUAGACCGCAUCUGACUUGAGGACCUUAUUUUAGCAUGGCAUUUGGCGUUUGAGCGAGAUUGGCAUUCAUUAUUAAUUUAUGAUUUUAGUCCGUAGACUACCUUCGACUCGGAAACUACAGCAUAAAAACCUAAGUCCGUUUGCAAAAUGAGUGCAUCGAUACAUUUGAUUGAUGAAAUUCAUGCACACUAUGUCACAGAGCACUUGGGCUAGAAAUAUUGGUCUACGAGACAUACCCACCACCGACCUAUUUGUGCUUUGAAAUUACCCGCAAG
Messenger RNA from Colletotrichum scovillei, 868 nucleotides. RefSeq lists its product as uncharacterized. NCBI's taxonomy places the organism in Eukaryota, Fungi, Ascomycota, Sordariomycetes, Glomerellales, Glomerellaceae. The record is from RefSeq and is a predicted model, not a curated record. The transcript is spliced from 2 exons. Bases 124 to 588 code for a protein of 154 amino acids.